CGAAUUCGAACCCCUCUCCGUCUUUCUCCGGUCUUGAGACCGCAGCUUGGCGAGAGGCUCUCCUUGGUGUUGUCGAUAGCGAGAUGGCGUCGAGGCAGAUGGAGGAGAUCCAGAGGAAACUGGAGCUGAUUAGUUGCCCGCGACCCAACGCCCCCGCCCAAUCCCUCCUCUUCGCCGGUGUCGAGCGAUACGCCCUCCUGGAAUGGCUCUUCUUCAGGCUUUUGGGUGACAGGUCGCCGUUUACUCAACAGAACUGGCAAGGAAAUAGCAUGGACAGGGAUGAGGAGAAUACUCGAAUUCAACACUUGGCUGAGAUAGCAAGCUUCUUGGGCAUUACAUCCUCAGUUGACACUGAAGCCAUCCAAGGGAAAGGCAGCUAUGAGGAUCGUGUUGAAAUGCUUCAUCUAAUCGUACAUCUUGUUGAAGCAAGCCAAUAUGCUGAUAAUCCAGAGUGGAGUGUUGAUGAGCAACUGGCAAAGGAUGUGCAGUUGGUAGAUUCAAUUGCAGAGAAACAAGCUCAAAUAUUUUCAGAAGAGUUGAAACUUUUUCCAGCUGAUGUGCAGAUUCAGUCUGUUUAUCCCUUACCAGACAUAUCUGAACUGGAGCUAAAACUCUCUGAACAUUCAAAGAAACUAUCAAAUUUGCAACAGAUGGUCCAGGAUUUAGCAUCUAAGUAUGAUUACAAUCCUAAUGAAGACUAUACAGAGGUAGAACUGAAGCUGAGGUCACAUUUGGAGUCUUUUCUCGAAACCGUUAAGUCCUUCACUUUGAUUUAUACGAAGGAGAUCCAUCCUUGGACACACAUGAUGGAAGUGCCACAGUUACAUGGGUUUGGCCCUGCUGCUAACCGCCUUUUGGAGGCCUAUAACACACUUCUGAAGUUUUUGGGAAACUUGAGAAGUGUUCGGGAUUCAUAUGCAGCCAUGUCCCUUGGAUCUCUACCAACAACCGAGGAGCCUUCAUCUAUCAUGAAAAUAAUUUUGGACUGCGAAUCUGCGCUGACAUUUUUAAACCGCAGCCUUUCCGUCCUUUCAACUUCAGUGGCUAGGGAGCAAGAAAAGGCCCUGUGAAUUUGCAUACAAAGAGGAGGUACAGGAGCAUGGAAUUGAUACUGUGGCUGGUCCAGUUUCUUGUCUUGCUCCUUUGUUUUCAAGCGGAGAGAAGAAAUGCCAGUGAAAACUACUGAAUUGAGAGUUUCCAGCGACUGAAAGCUCUUAGUUAAUAUGUCGGUCUCAAGACUGUUCCUGGAGAUCAAACUCUUUAGUUCUGAGGAUUUGACGAGUUUAUACUCUAAUGUUUAGGACGAGAUUGAACACAGUUCAUGUCCACUUUAUUCACUCCAGUCGGUCUAGCCGAAGCCAAACAUCUCAUUAACAUGAUUAAUAUAAAGCUUAUCUGUUCAA
This is a messenger RNA of Musa acuminata subsp. malaccensis (wild Malaysian banana), 1403 nucleotides long. RefSeq names its product AUGMIN subunit 7. Lineage: Eukaryota; Viridiplantae; Streptophyta; Magnoliopsida; Zingiberales; Musaceae. Gene Ontology annotation, biological process: centrosome cycle; spindle assembly. Gene Ontology annotation, molecular function: microtubule minus-end binding. The record is from RefSeq and is a predicted model, not a curated record. Gene Ontology annotation, cellular component: HAUS complex.